AUGGCUUGCUGCCGUGCCAACUGGGACGAGGCCACAACGAAAACUUUGCUAGACCUAUGCAUUGCUGAGAAGAACCAAUUCAAUUGGAGCAACAGGUGCCUAACUAAGUUGGGAUGGCAGCACGUAUACCGCAACUUCAAACAACAGACUGGUCUGAAUUUGGGCAGCAAGCAGCUGCAGAACAAGCUGAACGCCAUGCGGAGAGCAUUCCAGAGCUGGAAGGACUUGCAAGCCCAAUCUGGUUUAAGCCGUGACAAAGAAAUUGGUGGCGUUGCUGCUGAUUCCUGCUUUUGGGAUGACGAUGAAGGGGAAACCAGUGCUGGUGCUGCCCAAACGAGUUCUGCUAAGCCACCCCCAUCCCUCGACGAAUUAUACAUGUUGUACGGCCGUGACACCCAAGAUAGGGGCACCUUGCUGAUGGUAGGAGGUAUUCGUGAGGCGACACCUAGCGUGAGGACUGAGGCCAAUGCACAUGACUUCUACCUGGACCCCAUGGCUGCUAGUAGUGCUCGUAACUUAUCCAAAAGGCCAACCCGGGAAAUCUCUGUUGACAGUCCUCCGAAAAGAAAAGUGGCAGCUUGA
Setaria italica (foxtail millet) is the source of this 582-nucleotide messenger RNA. RefSeq lists its product as uncharacterized. The record is from RefSeq and is a predicted model, not a curated record. Lineage: Eukaryota; Viridiplantae; Streptophyta; Magnoliopsida; Poales; Poaceae. The coding region runs from base 1 to 582 and encodes 193 amino acids. The transcript is spliced from 2 exons.